ACAAAAUGGCUGAUAACGAGCAAACUUCGGAUUGUAAACAACAAAAUGUUUGCAGUUUUUCCUUUAAAAAAAGGAUCAACAAGCAAGCAAUGCGAAAAAGAAAAAGUAGCAGUAGUGAUGGAUCUUCUAGUGACUCGGAUGGUGGGAAUAUUGCUGUUCGCAAACAGAAACUGUCAUCGAGAAGAAAUCCAAUGAUCCAGGCUACAAAGAGGUUUAAGGUGUUUGAGCCGGUCAAGGCUGACAGUGACGGUUCUGCUGAAGACGAAACUAAGCCAACCUUCAACUUCAAGUCAAGUCGUACCGGGAAGCGAGAAGGUCCCAAUGACAUGGGUGCGACUGCGACGGUCGAGAUAGACACGUCGCUAGACCAGGAUGCUCAGGCGAUCUUUGAGAAGUCCCAGACGAUCAACAAGGAGCUAAAGGGACAAGAGGACGACAAGAUCUACCGAGGAAUCAACAACUACGCGGUGUACUACGAGAAGAAAGACACGGCUCAAGGCAACGCCUCGUCCGGAAGCGUCAGGAAAGGUCCAAUCCGAGCCCCUGCCCACCUGCGUGCGACGGUUCGCUGGGAUUAUCAGCCCGAUAUUUGUAAAGACUACAAAGAAACAGGAUUCUGUGGAUUUGGUGACAGCUGUAAGUUCCUGCACGACCGAGGUGACUAUAAACACGGCUGGCAGCUGGAGAGAGAAGAGGCACAAGUUCACGAUGAUGAAGAUGACCACAAGUAUGAAGUGAGCAGUGAUGAGGACGAACUGCCUUUCAAAUGUUUCAUCUGUCGGAAGAGCUUCACGAAUCCAAUCAUAACCAAAUGCAAGCAUUAUUUUUGUGAGAAGUGUGCCCUGGAACAGUACAAGAAGUCUAAGAGAUGCUUUGUCUGCAAUGAACAAACAAAUGGUGUUUUUAACCCUGCAAAAGAACUCAUAAACAAAAUGAAGAAAAUACGUGGAUCUGACAGCGAAGAAGAAGAAGAAGAAGAAGAAGAAGAAGAAAAAGAAAAAGAAGAGAAACAGAGUGAGGAAAAGGGUGCUUGGACGAAUUGCGAGUUGAAAGUAGGAGAUUGAGAUGGAGAGAAGAAAGAAAAGGGUGAAAACCAGACAUGGGGGAUAGAGAGAAGGAUAUAUGAUGAGAUGGAGAGAAGAACAAAAAGGGGGAAUGCCAGUCAUGGGGAUAGACAGAAGGAUAUAGGGAUGAGAUUGAGAGAAGAAAGAAAAGGGUGAAAACCAGAUAGGGGAUAUACAGAAGGAUAUAGGGAUGAGAGUGAGAGACGAAAGAAAGGCAUGAAGACCAGACAUGAGGAUAGGCAGAAGGAUAUAGGGACUUGAGGCCAGACCACACCAAGCGAGUCAAUGAGUUGCUGAUAAUUGUGAAACUGAAACAUGACUGUAACUCAAGGUCACGGUUAGAUGGAGAUGAAUUGUUGUUAAUACUGGUUGCAGCAGUUUACUAUGUUUAACCUCGCCAUAAUAAAAACAAUGAGGGCCCUGAUGUAUAUGUAAAGAGAUAUCUAUUAAUAUUUAUCUGUCCGUCUGUCUGUCUGUCUGUCUAUAACUACAGACUACAAGAGACAGAUAUAUAUACUCAACAACAAAAAGUUUAGCUAAUGUUAAAAGAAAUGGCAUAACAUUUAUAAAGUAACCUAUUUUUAUUAAUUAGUAUUCACAUCUGAAAUUUCUUAUUUCUUUCAAUUAGUACAUAUUGCCAAACAGAGCAUACCCUGAAAUACACAACAAACAACACCAAUUCAAAGGAAUAUUUAUAAUUUAUUUCACCUUACAAAUUGUGAAGUGUGAAGCAAGUAUAAAGUAGAAGUGAAUAAACCAAGUGUAGAUAACUUAAAAUAAACCCAUCUUAAAUUGUUAAUUAAAUUGGGUGACAUGUCAGAGGAUAGAUAGAUAGAUAGAUAACAAUUUAACGUGUCCAUAUACCACUAGGGUUUCGAACACGCCCAUCCAGAGUCCGACUUCCGAUAAGA
Gigantopelta aegis is the source of this 1975-nucleotide messenger RNA. Its product is annotated as E3 ubiquitin-protein ligase RNF113A-like. Gene Ontology annotation, biological process: snoRNA splicing. The coding region runs from base 6 to 1064 and encodes 352 amino acids. Gene Ontology annotation, molecular function: metal ion binding. The record is from RefSeq and is a predicted model, not a curated record. The transcript is spliced from 9 exons. Gene Ontology annotation, cellular component: U2-type spliceosomal complex. NCBI's taxonomy places the organism in Eukaryota, Metazoa, Mollusca, Gastropoda, Neomphalida, Peltospiridae.